This is a messenger RNA of Ricinus communis (castor bean), 1961 nucleotides long. RefSeq names its product dihydroorotate dehydrogenase (quinone), mitochondrial. The transcript is spliced from 12 exons. The record is from RefSeq and is a predicted model, not a curated record. Gene Ontology annotation, biological process: pyrimidine ribonucleotide biosynthetic process; 'de novo' pyrimidine nucleobase biosynthetic process. Gene Ontology annotation, molecular function: dihydroorotate dehydrogenase activity. Lineage: Eukaryota; Viridiplantae; Streptophyta; Magnoliopsida; Malpighiales; Euphorbiaceae. Gene Ontology annotation, cellular component: cytoplasm; mitochondrial inner membrane. The coding region runs from base 215 to 1579 and encodes 454 amino acids.
UUUUUUUGUCUUUUUUUUAAAGAAACUCCUCGUAAUGCCUGUGUCGCUCAUCUCUCUCACUUCUGUGCCUACCAGUGAGAAACCGGAACCCAUUUCUGCAAUUUAAUUAGAAAAGGCGCCGCUUUAGAGAUAGAAGCUCCUUUUGCUGCUAUAUCCUCUGCCAACGAUUUUAUUUCAAGUUGUUGCUGAAAUUGUUGGGAUAGAUUGGUGGGUAAUGGCUGCCAGGGCUUCGAGGAGGUUACUGAGAGAGUUUCUGUACAAAAAGAGGACAAUUGUUGGAGGUGUGCGAUGUAUGAACUCGUCUGCACCAGAAACUCUUCCUAAAAUACCUCACUUCUCCAGAAAAGGUAGGCUGUUGACGGGAGCCACCAUAGGACUUGUUAUUGCUGGAGGAGCAUAUGUGAGUACUGUGGAUGAAGCAACUUUCUGCGGUUGGCUAUUCAAUGCGACAAAACUUGUGAAUCCAUUUUUUGCCCUUCUAGAUGCGGAGGAUGCUCAUACACUUGCUGUAUCAGCUGCUGCUCGUGGUUGGGUUCCAAGGGAGAAGAGGUCUGACCCAUCCAUUUUAGGAUUAGAGGUUUGGGGAAGAAAGUUCUCUAACCCAUUAGGUCUUGCUGCUGGUUUUGAUAAAAAUGCUGAGGCUGUUGAAGGCUUGCUUGGUUUGGGUUUUGGCUCUGUAGAGGUUGGCUCUGUUACCCCUGUUCCGCAAGAGGGUAAUCCAAAGCCGCGCAUUUUCAGAUUGCGUGAGGAAGGGGCAAUUAUCAAUCGCUGUGGCUUUAACAGUGAAGGAAUUGUUGCUGUUGCAAAGCGAUUGGGUGCCCAGCAUGGAAAGAGGAAGUUGGAUGAAACUUCAAGCACUUCAUCUUCUCCAAGCGAUGACGUCAAACAUGGAGGUAAAGCUGGUCCUGGCAUUCUUGGGGUUAAUCUUGGGAAGAACAAGACAAGUGAGGAUGCUGCUGCGGAUUAUGUACAAGGGGUUCAUACGUUAUCUCAGUAUGCUGAUUACUUGGUUAUUAAUGUUUCAUCACCCAAUACUCCUGGAUUGCGAAUGCUUCAGGGAAGAAAACAAUUAAAGGACCUUGUUAAGAAGGUUCAAGCUGCUCGUGAUGAAAUGCAGUGGGGUGAGGAGGGCCCACCUCCUCUGCUUGUAAAGAUUGCACCUGACUUGUCCAAGGAAGACCUAGAAGACAUUGCAGCAGUUGCUCUUGCACUUCGCUUGGAUGGACUGAUUAUAACAAAUACAACUAUAUCAAGGCCAGAUCUUGUAAGGAAAUAUCCAGUGGCUGAGGAGUCUGGAGGUUUAAGCGGCAAACCUCUUUUCGAUCUUUCUACCGACAUCUUAAAAGAGAUGUAUAUUUUGACAAGGGGAAAGAUUCCUCUAAUAGGUUGCGGGGGCAUAAGCAGUGGUGAGGAUGCAUACAGGAAAAUUCGAGCCGGAGCAACUCUCGUUCAAAUUUAUACAGCAUUUGCCUAUGGUGGACCUGCCCUUAUUCCUCAAAUAAAGACUGAAUUGGCUGAGUGCUUGGAAAGGGACGGCUUCAAGUCCAUCCUCGAAGCAGUUGGUGCAGAUUAUAGAUAAUGCCAUGAGUGCCCAUGCCUUCAAAGAAUUAAAUAGAAGACAACAUCUAUGCAUAUGGAACAAUUAACCAUACAAAAGGUUUCAGAGUUGUCUUUAUUUCAUUAUAGAGCAACAUGGUUACCUGCUUACUACAGUUUUGCUUUGGCUGCCUUUAUCGGGCAUUGAGAUCUUUGUUUUUUCUUCUUAAUUUUUUCAUUUCCUUUUUUUUUUUUAUUAUUGUCUGCGUUUUGGCUAGAGUGGAGAUCUUAUGACUUGUUAAAUAUGAGAACAUUUUUCAAAGUUAUUAGUUAGUCAAUUGCAGGAAGAUCAUGCUCAUUUUCCUUUAUAAGGAUCAUUGUUGUAAGACGUGCUUUUGAUAUUAAUAAAAAUGCCCAUUGAUGUA